Molecule: messenger RNA, 759 nt
Organism: Aspergillus calidoustus
Lineage: Eukaryota; Fungi; Ascomycota; Eurotiomycetes; Eurotiales; Aspergillaceae
Source: the annotation of a GenBank genome assembly
GUAAGAUUGGUUAUAAAACCCCGGCCCUCUCCCAUCCUAGGCUGCCUCUACCAAAGACAAUCUAUUCGCACCACCACACCACACCACACCACACCACACCAUAUCCUAUCCUCCUCAACAAACCUCCACAGACCAAACAUUCACCACCAACUCAUAGCCCAUCUCCAAGUACCAGCUUACGGUUACUUCCCACCAUGCCUCUCUUCCACAAAUCCCCCUCCCAACCCCCCAAACCGGGAACCCCAUCCCACGGCCUCGCCCAAACCCCCCACGGCAUAACCGCUACGGGCUUCGGCCACAUACAAUCCCACCUGACCUUCCCCGCCCUGAUCCUAAUCACCCCUUUGGACGAGGAAGACGCCGCCUCGGACUUUGUCCCGGCAACACACGCUGAUCUCGUCGCCGCGCAGAAGGAUGGGGCCUGGCGCGCAGAGGGGAUUCCCCAGGCGACGCCGCUCCCGCGUGUCGGGGGGAUUUCGCGCGGGUGGUGGGUGAGGAAGGGGGUGCUUAUGAAGGGAUUUGGAAGGGUUGUUCGUGUUCUCGAGGAUGUUUCUGUUGCGUGGGUGGAUGGGAGUGGGGGGGAGGGUACCAGCAAGGAGGAGAUUGAGGAGGAAAUUGACGAGUUGUGGCGUUGAGCUGGUGAGUGAUUUUAAUUUGGGGUUUUUUUUUUUUCUUUGGAGUCUUUGUUGUUCAUUAUCUACGAGUUCGGAAUACAUCUCAUAUAGGACGAGCAUGGCAUACAUGAUAUGAUAGAAGAGU